Molecule: messenger RNA, 2023 nt
Organism: Vitis riparia (riverbank grape)
Lineage: Eukaryota; Viridiplantae; Streptophyta; Magnoliopsida; Vitales; Vitaceae
Product: protein ROOT PRIMORDIUM DEFECTIVE 1-like
Molecular function (GO): RNA binding
Source: RefSeq, a predicted model, not a curated record
UUUACAUUAUCCUGCACUCCCCUGUAAAGAUCAUCAUCGCCAAAACCCUAAACCCGGGAAACUCAUUUCACAAAAUGCCAAUCUUCUACUCUUCACCGAUCAACCCCCUCAAAUCGGUGUCGUUUCUUCUCCGAAGCCUCACUUGGACGAGACCCAUGUCGCAAUCCACCUCCAUUCCCAAGAAGCUUCAGCGUGUUCGCGAUCACGGCUAUGACAACUACAUGGAAGUCGAGAAGAAGCUUCGCAAAAUCCUCAAAUUCCAAGACCUCUUUCUCUGCCAACAUCAAACCCUCCCAGUCUCUCGCCUGGACACCCUCGCUCGUCGCCUCGACUUCAAACAACACGAAGCUGGUGCAUUCAUCCUCAAAUUCCCCCAUGUUUUUGAGAUAUAUGAACACCCAGUUCGACGUAUCCUCUAUUGCCGCCUUACCCGCAAAGCCCACCUCCAAAUUGAACAAGAAAAUCGGGCUCUCAAUGACCAAAUUCCCGACGCCGUCACUCGCCUCCGAAAGCUUCUAAUGAUGUCGAACACGGGUCGGCUUAGGCUGGAACACAUCCGAAUUGCUCGGCGCGAAUUGGGUCUUCCUGAUGACUUUGAGUAUUCGGUAAUUCUCAAGAACCCCCAGUUUUUUCGAUUGUUUGAUGCCAAGGAAACUAGAAAUAAGUACAUUGAGAUUGUUGAGAGUGACCCGACUUUAGCUGUGUGUGCAAUUGAGAAGCUUCGGGAGAAGGAGUAUAGGGAAAAAGGGAUUGAUGCCGAGGAUAUAAGGUUUUCAUUUAUUGUGAAUUUUCCACCAGGGUUUAAGAUUGGUAAGUAUUAUAGAAUUGCAGUGUGGAAAUGGCAACGGAUUCCAUAUUGGUCUCCAUAUGAGGAUGUGUCUGGGUAUGAUUUGAGGUCAUUGGAAGCACAGAAGCGGAUGGAGAAGAGGGCCAUUGCAACGAUUCAUGAGUUGUUGUCUUUGACUGUGGAGAAGAAGAUUUCUUUGGAGAGGAUUGCUCAUUUUCGGCAAGCAAUGAACUUGCCAAAGAAGCUUAAGGAGUUUCUUCUUCAGCAUCAGGGAAUAUUUUAUAUUUCAACUAGAGGGAAUUUUGGGAAGCUUCAUACAGUUUUUCUUCGGGAGGCAUAUAAGAAGGGUGAAUUGAUAGAGCCAAAUGAUUUGUAUUUGGCCAGGAGAAAGUUGGCCGAGUUGGUCUUGUUGAGUCCUAGGAAAGCAAAUGUGGAUAGGGAAUUGGUUAACUAUAGAAGGGACAGGGAAGAUGAUGAAAUGGUGAGGAUUCAAAGUGAUUAUGUUGAGAGUCGAUUUGAAGGUUUUGUGGAUGAAAACAAUUUUAGGCAAGAUGGUGAGAGAGGACGAGAUUCAGACUUGAAUUUGGAUAGUGAUGCUGGUUCUGAUUUUUCAGAUGAGGAUAACAAAUGUGAGGAAACAGUAGAUGCUGAGUUUUGAUUGUGGAUCUUAGUGGUUGUCAUCAUUUGUUGCCCUUUUGCAUUGAAGCAUCACCAUGGGGGAGAACCACCCAACACAUUGUCUAACACUUGGGUCUCCUGAAGAAGUAUGUGACUUGGAUUGCUUAAUUAUUGUGAGGCUCGUGGAAGAGGAAUUUGACCAUGCUUAUUAAGAAUGUAUGAAUGUUAGUGGACAAUUGGGUAUUUCCUUAAAUGGUCAAAGCACCUGAAUGAGAAUUGGUUUAUUAUGAAGACAUUGAUUUAGGAUGAAAAUGUUUAGUACCUUGAAUGCCUUGGAUUUGUUCUUCGCAAAGUUGAAUACUGUUUCAAGUUUGAGAUGAAGUUGAGUUUUGAUGCGGAGUUAACAGAAUUUUGUCCAACCCAUUUUUGCCAUUACUUUUUGUAUCAAUGCCAAAGAAGUUCAACAGAGGAAUUUUACUGAUCUAAGGGAGUUGAAGUUAAGCAAGAAAUCCCAGAUCUGUUGAAGUGGUAAUGCUCAGGCAAGCUUCCCAUGUAUUUCUGUAAGAUUUGUCAGAUAACUUGAUCAAAUUCAGAUGAACUUGACAUUUUGAUGGCAAA